This is a messenger RNA of Musa acuminata AAA Group (dessert banana), 3569 nucleotides long. Its product is annotated as protein FAR1-RELATED SEQUENCE 7. Lineage: Eukaryota; Viridiplantae; Streptophyta; Magnoliopsida; Zingiberales; Musaceae. The record is from RefSeq and is a predicted model, not a curated record. Gene Ontology annotation, biological process: regulation of DNA-templated transcription. Gene Ontology annotation, molecular function: zinc ion binding. The transcript is spliced from 5 exons. Bases 23 to 2971 code for a protein of 982 amino acids.
UUUCCGGGCCAUUCUACAUGGCAUGGCUCUCGUACUAAUGGCCGCUUCCGACGACACGUGGCUCCCGAACGAUUGGACUCGAUGGAGGUGCUCCAAAGCUGGAUUGAAGAGCCCCCUGGUGUCCGCGGUCGACUCCGACACGUGUAGCGCAUCCGCGCGGGUCGUACCGCAGGUUCUCCCUUCUCCUCUGCUCCGCCCCCCUCUCCUCCGCUGUUGCCGUCCAACCGUGGUCGGACCUUCGCACUGUCCGAUCACUCUCUUCUCCUCUCCCUCCCAACGCGCCGCCAUUACAACUGAGAAGGUGCAACCGAAGCCGAGGGGAGAUGUUUCGAAUUUCCGCAGACCAGGAUCGGCUCCGGCUGAAGCGAAAGAUCGGAUCAUUUUAGGCUUUAGAGCGGGAAAUUUCGUCGCCAAGGAAGAAAUGACGUCCGAACCGGCGGAGCAGCAUGAUGGAUCUGCGGAAACUGCUGCCGACGAGGAGGGCUGGGUGCCGAGGGUCGACAUGGUGUUCGAGAACGAUGAGAAGGCCUACCUUUUCUACUGCCUCUACGGCAUGCGGAUGGGGUUUGGUGUCCGGAAGCAUCUGGUGAAGCGGCGGUCCUCUGGGUCGGUGUACUGCCGGGUGUUCUCCUGCUACAAAGAAGGGUUCUGUAGGAGCCUCAAGGAGGGGAAGAAGCCAAAGCCGAACGCCAGGAGCGGCUGCCAAGCUCACAUGACCAUCCGGAUCUUGGACAAUGGUGGAUUUCGCGUGAGUGAGUUCGAGCCGCAGCAUAACCAUGAUCUAGCUCCCGAGGUUCCAUUGCUUGUCACCGAUUCGACUAGUGGAUCAGAUACAACACGAAAAGCUGGCGAUAAGAACGCCCUAAAGCAAGCGAUGGUUCGGCGAAGUCUUGCAAAUUUUGUGCCGCUGAAAUCUAUCAAUGCCACAAAGGUUGAAGAUUUGGGAACAGCUUUGAGAUAUAUGCAGCGAAGAGUGCCAGAGACCUGCUGUGGUUACUCCUCUACCAAAACAGGGGAGGCGCAUCAUUGCAUUGAUGAUGCCCAGCACGAGAGCUUGGUGCCCAAGGUCGAUCUGGAAUUUGAGGAUGAUGAAGAGGCCUACCUGUUUUAUAUUAACUAUGCUACCAGCAUCGGAUUUAGUGUUAGAAAGCAUCUAGUGAAACGCAGAGCCUCGGGCGUGGUUUAUUCCAGGACUUAUGUUUGUCACAAGGAGGGAUUUCGUCGAAAGAAAGAUGAGCAGAGGAAAAGGUGUCCAAAGCCGUAUGACAGAACGGGUUGUCUUGCAUCCAUGACCAUUAAGAUCACGAAGAAUGGGAGGUAUCGUGUGUCAGAAUUCAUGCCAAAGCACAAUCAUCCACUAGUAAUCCCAUCCAAAGCUCACUUAUUCAGAUGGCGUUGGCGUAGGGGGAUGCUUAAAUCUCAGGCUGAUUUAGUGGAUCUUGAUGAUGAAUUUGGGGCAGUGUCAGAAACUAUGGAGGAACAAAUUGAUGCACCGAGAGACAGUUGUCGUGAUCCCAUUUUUACUUCUGUAAAUUGCAAGAAUUACAUUCCAUCCAAGCGGACAAACGAUGUUAGGAUUGGAGAUGUUGGAGCCAUGAUGCAAUACUUUCAUGAGAAACAGAUUGCUGAUCCCUCCUUUUACUAUGCAUUGCAGCUGGACAGGGAUGACCAAAUAGCAAAUGUUUUUUGGAGUGAUGCCAAGUCUAUAGUUGACUUUGAAUACUUUGGUGAUGUCGUCUGUUUUGACACAUCAUAUAAGACGAGUGACUAUGGUAGGCCAUUUGCACCCUUCAUUGGCGUAAACCAUCAUAAGCAAGCCAUCAUAUUUGGUGCUGCAAUGCUUUAUGAUGAAACAGAAGAAUCUUUCAAAUGGUUAUUUCAGACAUUCAAGGAUGCCAUGAACGGAAAACAACCCAAGGUUAUCCUGACAGGCCAAUCUAAGAUGAUGAGUAAUGCAUUAGCUGCGACGUGGCCAGGUACAACACAUCGUCUUUGUGUGUGGCAGUUGUACAAUGAUGCUACCAUGUACCUAAAUUUCAUCUUCCAAGGUUCAAAAACUUUCUCUAGAGAUUUCAGUAAAUGCAUUUAUGAUUAUGAGGAUGAGGAAGAGUUUUUGUCAGGCUGGCAAACUUUAUUGCAAAGUUAUGAUCUCCAUGCGAAUGAAUGGUUGGCUAGUCUAUAUGAAGAUAGGAAGAAAUGGGCGCUGCCGUAUGAACGACAAAUGUUUUGUGCAGACAUGACAUCCACACUGGUUAGUGAAAAUAUGAACAGUGAACUCAAAGAAUAUUUGGACCCAAAACUCGAUCUUCUGGACUUCUUUAAACGCUAUGAAGAAAUUGUCGAUAAGCGAAGAGAUGCUGAAUUAGAAUAUGAUAUCCAUGCACACCAAUGUAUUGCUAAAUUGCCUUUUUCCCGAAUGUUGAGACAGGCUGCAAAUAUGUAUACACCUGCUGUAUAUAAGACAUUCCAAACAGAGUUUGAAUUGUCCAUGGAUUGUAUGGUAUAUUGUUGCGGACAAGAAGGGACAAUGUUUCGGUACAAGGUUACCAUUGAGGAUAAGGCAAAGGAAUACAUUGUUGAAUUUGACUCAUCAAAUGGUACAGUUGCAUGCAGUUGCAAAAGAUUCGAGUUUGUAGGUAUUCAUUGCCGUCAUGUGCUUAAGACACUUGAUGUUAUAAAUAUUAAGGAGUUGCCACCGCAUUAUAUAUUGAAGCGGUGGACUAAAGAUGCAAAGGUGACAAACCUACAUGAAAAUCAUGGAAUAGCAGUUAAUGGGGAAAACAGAUCAACUGUUGGAAGGCGAUAUAGCUCUUUGUGCUCCAUUCUGAAUAAAAUUGCAGUAAGAGCUGCAGAAAAUUUGGAAUCGUAUAUGUUUAUUGAGAGCUUAUCAGGCCAACUUAUGGACCAAAUACACCAGAUCAUGCAAACUGCAACUUCUGGAGAUCCUGACGAUGGAAUUUCUGGGUUCUAACAGGUGUCACCAAACAUUUCAGAAUGGAUCAGUCAGCUGGCAAUCGCUGCUGGCUGAACUACCAGUCACGGUGGUUGGAAGCGUGAGACUUCGAUGUUGGAUUUUUGUCUCUUUUGCCCCCUUAUUAGAGGAAGAGCGCUAAAUUGAUGGGGAAGGGAAUUGCAUGUAAGACUUUCCAUUUGCUUGCUUAACGAUCAGAGUCUCUAAAUUUGUGAAGUUAACAUGAGGUAUGCAGUUACACAAGUAAUACUGGAAGCGCGGCCAACAAGUUGAUGGAUAUUUAUGGAGUAUACAUGCGCACGGCUGGUAUAUUAAAGCACUUGCUUUUAAGUGCUAUGCUUGUGCAUCUUUAUUCCUUUGCUUUUAUUUUGUUCCCAUAAUACCUAACUUACCAACUUUGAAAUAGUAGUCAGAGUGGUAUUUUUGUUAGAUAAUAUGAUUUGCAGAAGAACAGUAUGACCAACAGAUCAACUGUCUCAAUGCCUACUAUUUGUCUAGUUUUCCUAAGCCUUUUCCUGAAGUCCAUGAUGAGUCUUGAUGGUUAAGUCGAUUGUGAUUGUAGAUAUAUGUUAAUCUAAGUCUUAUUUUCCAUGAUGUA